Sinocyclocheilus anshuiensis is the source of this 2136-nucleotide messenger RNA. Its product is annotated as sodium-independent sulfate anion transporter-like. The transcript is spliced from 16 exons. Gene Ontology annotation, cellular component: membrane. NCBI's taxonomy places the organism in Eukaryota, Metazoa, Chordata, Actinopteri, Cypriniformes, Cyprinidae. Gene Ontology annotation, molecular function: secondary active sulfate transmembrane transporter activity. The record is from RefSeq and is a predicted model, not a curated record. Gene Ontology annotation, biological process: sulfate transmembrane transport. The coding region runs from base 383 to 2077 and encodes 564 amino acids.
AAACCGCGCUACACGUCAGAGUCGCACUGAUUGCUCAAAUGUUUCAUUGUAUCUUUAUGUUUGGUGUAAAUAUUGAGAAUACUGCAGCGGAAUGUUUGAACUCCGAUGAAACACGAGGCUCAAAGGCUUCUCUGAGAUAUACUUUCAACAACAACAACAACAAAAAACUUAUGGAGAAGCAAGAAGCAGCUUUUUGGAUCUUAAGGUUUUGACUAGCAUACGGCCAAGAAGAGCUUGUCAGCUCCACCCUUCCCAUGAUCUUGUUUGUCCACACCAUCUGAGUGGCGUUCGACAUCCUGGAUGAAGCACUACAGCUCUUUUCACGAUCCUUAACUGAUGGUGUUUUGGUGGACCUGAAGGUCAGCAGAUCUGGGAUCUUCUGAUGGAGCGGGUGUCAGGUAUCCGCUGCUGUGCCGCCCUGCGCUCUUGUUUUCCCAUACUCACCUGGCUCCCGGGGUAUAACCUGACCUGGCUGAAGAUGGACCUGAUCGCCGGUCUGACGGUGGGGUUGACGGCGGUUCCUCAGGCUCUGGCCUACGCGGAAGUGGCUGGUUUACCUGUGCAGUACGGCCUGUAUUCUGCGUUCAUGGGUGGUUUCAUCUACUGUAUAUUUGGCACAUCUAAAGACAUCACGCUGGGCCCGACGGCCAUCAUGUCGCUGCUGUGUUCGGCGUAUAUCGGUGGAGAUCCUGUGUUUGCGGUGGUGCUCACACUGCUGUGUGGCAUCAUCCAGGCAGGAAUGGCUCUACUGAGGCUGGGUUUCCUCUUGGACUUCAUCUCACAUCCAGUAAUUAAAGGCUUCACCUGUGCUGCGGCCGUCACCAUCGGCUUCGGCCAGGUCAAGAAUAUUCUGGGUCUGAAGGAGAUCCCACAGCAGUUCUUCUUACAGGUUUACUACACCUUCCACAAGAUACCUGAGGCCAGAGUUGGAGAUGUGAUUCUGGGUCUGUGCUGUCUGUUCUUCCUGGUCAUGUUGAUGCUGAUGAAGAAUUCUCUGGGUUCGUCUGAACACGAGGCCCCUCUCCUCGUCCGAUCUGCCCGAAGGCUGGUGUGGAGUUUAGCUACUAUGCGGAACGCUCUGGUCGUCAUAGCAGCGACGGGUGUUGCGUAUUCCGCAGAGGUCACCGGUCACCAUUUCUUCAGUCUCACCGGAAAAACUGCCGAAGGACUGCCUCCGUUCAAAGCCCCGCCCCUUUCAGAAACAGUAGCCAAUGGCACGGUGAUUACUUUCAGUGACAUUGCAAAGGACUUAGGCGGCGGUCUGGCUGUCAUUCCUUUAAUGGGCGUCUUAGAGAGCAUCGCUAUUGCAAAGGCAUUCAGCAGCAAGAAUAACUACCGAAUUGAUGCCAACCAAGAGCUCUUUGCCAUCGGUCUCACAAACAUCUUGGGCUCGUUCGUGUCGGCGUAUCCCGUCACGGGCAGCUUCGGAAGAACCGCUGUGAACUCUCAAACCGGAGUGUGUUCACCUGCUGGAGGGAUCGUCACAGGUGUUAUAGUGCUGCUGUCGCUGGCGUUCCUCAUGCCGCUCUUCUUCUACAUUCCUAAAGCGUCGCUCGCUGCCGUCAUCAUCUGCGCCGUCAGUCCCAUGAUAGACUUCAGAGUGCCAGUCCAGCUCUGGAGAGUCAAGAGACUUGAUCUGCUGCCGUUCUUGGUGACGUUUGUGGUCAGUUUCUGGGAGGUGCAGUAUGGCAUUGUGGGAGGUGUGGUGGUUUCUGGUUUCAUGCUGUUGCACAUCGUGGCCAGACCCAAAGUGAAAGUGUCUGAUCACGGCGUGCUGCUUCUGGAGCUGGACAGUGGGCUGAACUUCCCCGUGACGGAGCAUCUCAGCAGACUCGUGUACAAACACGAUCUUCAGGUGUCUCCUCGGCGCUGUCUGGUUCUGGACUGUGCUCACGUCAGCUCUAUAGACUUCACUGUCAUCCAUGAACUGACUGAACUGCUCAAACAGUUCGAGCUGAGGGGAGUAUCCAUGAUCUUCGCUGGACUAAAGCGCAACUGUCAUCACUGUCAUGUGACGACCAGCAGAGGGCGUCGCGUCUCGAGGGCGGGAAUUGAACGUCCCCCUCUCUUUCUCUGAUUGGCCAGCAAGGAGCCUGACGGAGCGGGGCGGGUCCUUCGCGGGGAAUCUCGCCCUCU